Molecule: messenger RNA, 1062 nt
Organism: Panonychus citri (citrus red mite)
Lineage: Eukaryota; Metazoa; Arthropoda; Arachnida; Trombidiformes; Tetranychidae
Exons: 3
Coding region: 149-847 (232 amino acids)
Source: RefSeq, a predicted model, not a curated record
UACAAUUAAAACCAUAAUACUCUUUGACUUCUAGAGUUAGACAUCUCUUUGCCUCCUUUUUGUUGAUUAUUUAAUUAGUUCUUAACUAACACAACUUUAAAAAUCUAAUUUCCUUUAUUUUAAUUGUUUAAUAUUUAACAUCUUCAAAAUGAAUUCAUUAUCACUGUUAUUAUCUAUUCUAAUUGUCUCAGCUUUUUCAGUUGGUCAGUCCUGGUCAGCUAAUUGUCACCUGAAAGAAUUGGAUUAUUGUGCUGCAUCUUUAAUUGUUCAGCUUCAAAACCAAGCAACUCCAACAACCGACGCAGCCAUUGAUUCAUAUUGUUCAACAAUUAGAGAUGCUCAUGAUUGUGCUUCUAAUUAUACGGCUAAAUGUGCGACCUCCUUACAGAGAGAGUUGAUCGACUUUGUCGCAAUCGGAGGUGUUGCCGUCGUCAAAGAGUUUUGUACUCCUGGUAGUCCACUUCGAACCAAUUAUUUGGCAAAUGCUAAAUGUCUAUCUGAGGCCAAAAUCGAGGCUAAACGUUGUACCAACGAUUUACAAGUAGCCGUUGAGGAAGUGAUCACAACCUCAUGGGAGAAACGAAUUCCUCUUGGAUGUUGUGCCUUCAACCGAUUCCAAGAAUGCUCCUUAUCGAUUGUCAAGUCGCGAUGUGGUCCAAAUGUUGUCGACUUGGGUCGUAAAGUGAUGUCCAUGACCACAUCUCGAAUACCCGAAACAGUUUGUCGAUCUUUCCCGACCAAAAGUCCACUUUGUGUCAACAUUUUACCGGCAACCGGUGAGACACCGAAAGGGAACAAAUCAACCAGUCUUAUAGCUCGACUAUUUGCCACCGCCGUUGGUAAUUAAUUGUUUACUCGACGAAGAAAAUAUUUUAUUUACAAUUGUAAUUAUUUCAAGCGAAACUGUGAUAAUUGACCAAUGGUCUUAAUGACACGAAGAUUCUCAGCAAUUAAGAGAAUCUUCAUUCUAAUAGAUGUUUUUAAUUAACAAAGAGGUAACUAUUUACUUCCUCUAAAAAGAAGCAACAAUUUAUCAAUAAAAAUACAUUUCUGACAAUCAAA